Molecule: messenger RNA, 2754 nt
Organism: Triticum urartu
Lineage: Eukaryota; Viridiplantae; Streptophyta; Magnoliopsida; Poales; Poaceae
Source: RefSeq, a predicted model, not a curated record
CUCUCCCUGUCUCCAGUCCACGCGGGGGGUAACCCGCCCAAAAAAGUAUCACGCGGCGUGGACGACUACUGCUGUCAGUGCGUCAUGUCAGCGCUACUCAGGCCACAGACGAGGACGAGAUAGGCAGCUGAAGGAUCGCCCGCCGUCCAAAAGGCCAGCACAGUGCAGGAGAAAUGGAAGGAUGGCUGAACCAGAUGGGGAUGAUCCGGAUAGCGGUCCUUUCAAGCUUUGCUGCACAUCUUGUUCUCAUCCUCCUUGCUGGGAUUCGUCGGCGUACAGCCUCCGGUGGGCGGAUGCUCCUUCUGUGGCUGGCGUACCAGCUGGCCAACUGGGCCGCGGCGUAUGCCCUUGGUAACCUGUCCUUCGGCAGCAGGUUGCAGGAGCAGCCGCAGCUGGUCGCGUUCUGGGCGCCAUUCCUCUUGCAGCAUCUCGGCGGCCCGGACAACAUUAGCGCCUACUCCCUGGAGGACAAUGUGCUGUCAGGGCGGCAAGCACUCAAUGCCUUUGUGCAGGUCGGGGGAGCCAUUUAUGUCGUGUACAAGCACAUAUACCUUGGCGGUGGCGACAGAGCUUUGCUUCGGGCAUCCAUCAUCAUUCUCACCGUCGGUGUUGCCAAGUAUGUGGAGAGGGUGUUCGCACUACGGCGAGGCAACUUGGGCAACAUCCGGAGCUCAAACAAGAAGAAGAAACUAAGCAGAUUCACUGAUGUCUCGGGCUCCAGAAAGGGAACUGUGCUGGACAAUGAGCAAGCCCUGAUGGUUGCCCACAACAUGUUCCCGUUCUGCCAGCGUGCAAUGACUGAUUCUUCUGUCAACAUGGAUUCACCUGACCUUGAUGCAAGCAGAGAAAUGUUCUCUUUUGGGUGGGAGAGUAUGUGCAAGGUGGUGGAGAUGGAGCUUUCUCUCAUGUACGACAUCCUCUACACCAAGGCAGCCAUGGUCCACACCUGGGGCGGCUACUUGAUCCGUUUUCUUUCGCCAAUCGCCACCGUCACGGCAUUUGUUCUGUUUCUGUUCUACAGCAAAGACGGCCAGAGGAGAGAAGAUCUGGUCAUCACCUACACCUUGCUGGUAGCUACCUUCAUCCUGGACGUGAGAUGGCUGUUUGGGGCAGUUGGGUCUACCUGGAUGCACAUGUUCCUGCAGGCUCGGCCACGGUGCUGGCUUCACCACAAUGUUUUGUGCUCUGGGUCUGGGAUAUGGCGUCGCCUCCGCCGUGUCAUCGUGUCUCUGCGCCGUGGCCGGCUAGCCCUUCUCAUGGCGCCGAGCAGCUACAGAAUGUGGUCGGGCACCAUUGGGCAGUACAGCCUGCUGCACGAGUGCACCCGUACCUGUGACACGGCAACUCUGUGCGGGAGAGCAGCCAAGAAAAUUGGAUUGGAAGAGGGUUGGAACGAACACCGGCACUCUGAGUCUGAAGGUCUUAAGCUUUCAGAAGAUGUCAAGAAGUUGGUGUUCGAACGUGUACGGACGAUACUCAAAUCAACAUAUGAGGUCGACAAGGAUGAGGAGGCUGCAUAUUCCAUGAAUGACGUUACGACAUUCUGGGGUCAGGUGGCAGUCAAGAUGCGUCGGAGGAAACUGCAGAGAUUCCGGCUGGCAUUUGGCCGUGAGUUCCAGGAGGACAUCCUUGUGUGGCACAUCGCCACGCAAGUUUUCCUCACGAGUGAUGAUGGCAAGUUGUAUGCAGAGACAAAGCAUGCCAAGGCGAUCAAGGCGCUGUCAGAGUACCUCAUGUUCCUCGUUGCCGUGCGCCGUCACAUGCUACCGGGCCUUGUUCUCCGCAGCCUGUACGAAGUAACCAAGGAGUCCUUGCAGGAUGUAUGGCGUGAUGAGGUUGGGACCAGUUCCAUUCAAGGUUCCGGUUUGACGGUGAGCGGCAGAGAAGAGAAGCUUGCCAGAAUCCUCCGUGACAAGAAGGACGCAGACAGUGAGUGGGGUUUUGAGCAUGAUAAAACUCGUCUGGUCUCUGACGGAGCUAAGAUUGCCAUGGUGCUGCUCAGCGCCGAUGAGUCAGAGAUGCCGGAACUGCUGGAACUCGUCUUCAACGUGUGGGUGGACAAGCUGCUGUAUGCGGGCACCCGAUGCAGCCGGGAAUCCCAUGCUAGGCAGCUCAGCCGUGGCGGUGAGCUCACGACCAUCGUGUGGAUUCUGGCAGAACAUGCUGGCCCAUUUCAGAUCGGCCAACGCGGCCCAGAUAAUAAAAAACAGGAACCUUGUCCGCCGCCGCCACUGCCGCCGCGACCCAUUUAUACGCAGGAGAGACCGCCGUGGUGGAGCAUAGUGAUUCCGCCACCGCCACCGCCGAUGGUCGAACAACCCAAAAAGGAGGAACCUCGUCCACCGCCGACGCCGCGUCCGGUCCCAUUUCCGCUGCCGAUGGACAUUGAAACCCCCCCAAAAGUGGAGCCUUGUCCGCCACGGCCGCAUCGUGAGAGGAGUAGAAGGUAUGCUACGCUAUAUCCGGUGGACUGAUUGCUCUCUAUCAUUUGGCGACCAUUGAUUUGGUAUCCACUGGUCAUGGGCAUGAUAAAGUUCUCUCAUCAUCGUUAACUACAGAAAGGGAUAUAUUCCAAAUUUGCAAUCAGCUAGUAAAUAGAGUCUUAAAGUUCUAAAGACACAGUUUGCUAUGAUCUGUCAGUCAUACAUACAAGCCUCCUCCCGAUUUCCUUUAUGCUUAUAUAAAGUCCACCUUGAGCUAAAGAAAAAAGGCCAUGGAUGUGUAUUCUAUUCAAGUUCUAAUAAUACCACAAAA